Molecule: messenger RNA, 2082 nt
Organism: Australozyma saopauloensis
Lineage: Eukaryota; Fungi; Ascomycota; Pichiomycetes; Serinales; Metschnikowiaceae
Gene: GRR1
Product: SCF ubiquitin ligase complex subunit
Exons: 1
Coding region: 1-2082 (693 amino acids)
Cellular component (GO): cytoplasm
Molecular function (GO): protein binding
Source: RefSeq, a predicted model, not a curated record
AUGUCCGCCGAAGACGACUACCCAGCCAGAAGACCAAAGGGCGGCCGGCCGUCCUGGCUCGACGCAGAGGACCUAGACGACUAUCUGUACUUGCAAGACCUGUUGGUGCGGAACCGCCGCAACCUGACGACGCACCGGCUGGAGAUCCAGAUCCGCAACUAUAACAACUCGCCGCUUUUGCAGCUUCCGACGGAGAUCCUUCUCCAGGUGUUCAAGCACCUCGAUAAAGUAGACUUGUUUUCGCUCUUGACCGUAUGUCGCGAGUUUUCCGAACUAAUUGUAGAGAUAUUGUGGUUUCGGCCCAACAUGCAGAGCGAUAAGGCCUUCUUGAAGAUCCGCGACGUGAUGAUGCUUCCUCGUACAGAAACACACUGGGACUACCGUAACUACAUCAAGCGGCUCAACAUCUCGUUCAUGACCAGCCUCGUCACCGACGACCUCCUAUAUUUGUUCGAGGGCUGUCCCAAGCUCGAGCGGCUCACGCUUGUCAACUGCUCGCAGUUGUCGCAUUUGCCCAUCGCCCGCGUGCUACAGCUGUGCGACCGCUUGCAGUCCAUUGACAUGACGGGCGUCCAGGAUAUCCAGGACGACAUCAUCUAUGCAUUGGCCCAGAAUUGCACGCGCCUCCAGGGGUUGUAUGCGCCCGGGUGCGGCAACAUCUCCGAGGAGGCCAUCAUCACGCUUCUCAAGGCGUGUCCCAUGCUUAAACGUAUCAAAUUCAACAACAGCGAAAACAUCACGGACGACACCAUUGCCGCCAUGUACGACAAUUGCAAGUCGCUUGUGGAGAUUGACUUGCACAACUGCCCCAAGGUCACCGACCGCUACCUCCAGAGCAUUUUCCUCGAACUCAACCAGCUUCGCGAGUUCCGCAUCAGCAACGCUGCCGGAAUCACCGAUGCGCUUUUCGAUCUCAUCCCCGCCGACCAUCAUCUCGAUAAAUUGAGAAUCAUCGACGUCACCGGCUGCAACGCUAUCACCGAUAGAUUGGUCGAGGGUCUUGUUCGGUGUGCGCCCCGUCUUCGAAACGUCGUUCUUUCGAAGUGUAUGCAAAUCACCGACGCGUCACUAAGGCAUCUCACAAAGUUGGGCCGUAGCUUGCAUUACAUCCACCUCGGCCACUGCGCGCUGAUCACUGAUUAUGGUGUCCAGGCGCUAGUACGUGCAUGUUAUCGUAUUCAAUACAUUGACUUGGCCUGCUGCUCUCAACUUACUGACUGGACGUUGAUAGAGCUCUCUGGGCUCCCGAAACUCAAACGAAUCGGUCUUGUGAAAUGCAACCUAAUCUCUGACUCCGGAAUUGCCGGUCUUGUCCGGCUCAGAGGCGAGCGCGACUGUUUGGAGCGUGUUCAUUUGUCGUAUUGUACGAACCUAACCAUCGGUCCAAUCUAUUGCCUACUAAAGACCUGUCCCCGUUUGACUCAUUUGUCUCUCACUGGUAUUUCCGCUUUUCUUAGACGUGAAUUCACCCAGUAUUGUCGCGAUCCGCCUCCUGAUUUCACUGAAAACCAAAGAUCUUCCUUCUGUGUCUUCUCUGGCAAUGGUGUCAGCAAAUUACGAAACUAUUUGGAUAAUCUUAUGCAGCAGAGAGCCUCCUUGCUAGAAGAGUAUGGCAUCACUGGAGAGUUCAAUCAACAAAGUCCUGCCAGAAGACGCAGAUUGCAGCCUAGAGAGGGAGGUGAAAGAGAGGGAUUUGAGGACGAACCACCAAAUGUAGCUGCGGCCUUCAAUAACUUCAACACUGUAUUGGCGAAUCCUAUGAACAAUGACGACGAUAUGACCACAUGGGCAGCUCACAGAGGUCUUCCUGAACUUGCCCGAUUGCGGGUGGAUCAACGGGCACGCGAGAUCAGACGCGCCGAGAUGAAUGGAGCGGAUCCACUGGCAAUGGCUCAAGAUCCUACAAGAUUUCUUCCUCAACCAAUGAUGGUUGCAGACCCCAUGGAGCUCUUCCGUCCAGAUAAUGCACCUCAGAUUGUCCAGAGCGCAGUCUUCGAUGAUGUGACCAUGACAGGCAACGAAGAUGACAUGGAUGUGGUAGACUUAUUUCCGCCUCCUAACUUCGAUACUGAGCGUGAUUAG